UAGUACGCAAUCACGUGUCUUACUAUUAUAAGGGCGUUGAAGGUUAUAUAUAGUAUAUUUUCAUUUUAUUUCUUAAAUUAAAUAAAUCUUUAAUUAUUUAAAAAUAAGAAUAUUUUGAAAAUGGCAACAAAAAAACUAGGUCUACAGUUGUGUCGUACAUCAGGCCAAUUUCAAGCUCUCGCGAAGUUGAUUAAAUGCCAGUCUAACUACGGUAUUGUCAAUAGCAUCGCCGAACCGCUCAACCACAUGUAUUUUACUAUUUUCAGACCAAACGUUAAAUCAGUUCGCGGUAUUUCAAAAAACUCUUAUAUUCAAGAAGAAUGGCUAAAGCCAAGAGGCUUUCGAAAAUUUAGUUCAUCUGUCCCUUUAAGCAAGAAAGAUAAGGUGUCUGUAACAUUCAUCAAAGAUAAUGGAGAACAAAUUACUGUUCAAGGCAAAGUUGGAGAAAACCUAUUAGACAUAGUCAUAAAUAAUGAUGUGGACUUAGAAGGAUAUGGAGCCUGUGAAGGAACCUUAGCUUGCUCAACAUGUCAUGUGAUUCUGAAACAAGAAGACUUUGAUAGAAUUCCAGAUAAGCCCACAGAUGAAGAGCUGGAUAUGUUGGACUUAGCAUAUGGCCUGACUGAAAGGUCCAGGCUGGGCUGUCAAAUUUACAUGACUAAGGAUUUAGAUGGAUUAAAAGUCAGAGUACCUGCAGGAGUAAAUGAUGCCAGGGAUACACCAAUAUGAGGAUAAUGAUGCCUAACUCAGAAUUUGUUUUAUCUUAUGGAAUAUAUAUGUAUAUAUAUACACAAAUAAAUUGAUGAACCAUAGA
Molecule: messenger RNA, 814 nt
Organism: Limulus polyphemus (Atlantic horseshoe crab)
Lineage: Eukaryota; Metazoa; Arthropoda; Merostomata; Xiphosura; Limulidae
Gene: Fdx2
Product: adrenodoxin-like
Exons: 4
Coding region: 121-729 (202 amino acids)
Biological process (GO): P450-containing electron transport chain; positive regulation of oxidoreductase activity
Cellular component (GO): mitochondrion
Molecular function (GO): 2 iron, 2 sulfur cluster binding
Source: RefSeq, a predicted model, not a curated record